CAAUAGAAUCGUUCUGAAAUUAGUUGCCGAACAAAAUGGCGACGUCCUACCUUAUUCGUGCGGUCACAUUGAAAUCCAAAUGUAUUAUAAACACCUUUGCAAAAGAAAAAUGUGUCAGUUUGUUCAAACCUUCUGUUUCCUGUCUAUUGAUUAGCAGAAGUUACACCAGUUUUGUAAAAUCAGUGUCCGCAGAUCAAUUAUGGUUGGGUGUUACUAGUGUUAGCAAUGCUGGAAGAAAACGAGGCCGUGCUCGAAAUGUCAAAAGAAAAGUUGAUCUCAAUAGGGGUCAGCGAAUUGGAGUUGGCAAGUCUGGUAUGGUGUUCCCUGGCCUUACUGGUCCAGCUAUUAUGGGCAAACAAAUUUUGAAAGUCCACACGCCAGAGAAGCAAGAAGCUGUAGAAACACAGACAGCACCAAUACUAAAACAUAAAAGGUUGAAAGUUCCAGCACUGCAGAGAGGCUACAGUGGUAGGAAAUUUCCUGGAACUAGCAUAGGUCCUCCGGAUCCUAUUAAUGAUUAUGAAUUUACUGGUUUUGACACCAAAGUUAUAGAAUACAAAAUGGUUGCUCACAUGACAGGAAAUCAUGGCAGAAAAUCCAGAAUAAGUGCUCUAGUAGUCACAGGAAAUGGUGCUGGUCUUGCUGGUUUUGCAUUGGCAAAAGCACCAACUGGGAAAGGAGCUUUGAGAAAGGCCAAGAAUAUGGCAGCUCAACGUCUGCAGUAUUUUGAAAGAUUUAACAAUCAUACUGUAUUUCAUGACUUUGCUGUAACGGAGGGAAAAACAACAAUUUUUGUUCAGAAAAGACCUGAAGGCUAUGGCCUGAUCUGCCAUCGUGUGAUCAAGACAAUGUGUGAAGUCAUUGGGAUUAAGGACCUCUAUGCUAAAACUGAAGGCAGGACUGGUAACAUUCAGAAUCUAACUAAAGCCUUCUUCAGAGGUCUCAUGGAGCAGGAGACUCACCAACAGCUGGCCGACCGGAUGCGUUUAAAUGUGGUGGAGUAUAGGCCAGAGCUGGAGAACCUGCCCAUUCCUGUAGCCAGACCUAGUGAUGGACAGACAAGGCCAGACCCCAUCAAAGAUGACAGCUUUGAGUUUGAUAACUUGUACUACAAAGAUGGGAGGAUUCCUCUAAAGAAGUUUGUCGACCCUCUAGCAAAGUUAAAGCUGCCGUCCACUGUCAGAUACUUGGCUCUGAAACACAAAGAGAGGAACCAGGAGCACAGCCGGUACAUGAGGAUGGUGACAGGGGUGGAGCCUUCACCAGAAGAGAUAAGGCAGCGCUUGAAGCCACUCAAGUAGGGCGGGGUAUAGGUGUCAUAGGGAUUUGAUUGAUACAGGACAACUGUUUUCUUAUGAAGGAUGGAAGAAUUGGCUGUUGAUGUGAUUGGUUCGUUAUUUAUGUUGAUAAACUGUCAUAGACUGGUAGUAUAGAAGCAACAUGGGAUGCUACUCAUUUGCCAUUGGAUGUUUCUUGUGAAAAUUAUGUUCUUGGAGAAUAAUUUGUGUAAUGAAAAAAUUGUUACAGUAGGUAUUUUUGUUACAUAAAAUGUGUAUAAUAAAGCAUACUUUGUAAAU
Physella acuta is the source of this 1577-nucleotide messenger RNA. Its product is annotated as small ribosomal subunit protein uS5m. Gene Ontology annotation, molecular function: RNA binding; structural constituent of ribosome. Gene Ontology annotation, cellular component: ribosome. The record is from RefSeq and is a predicted model, not a curated record. NCBI's taxonomy places the organism in Eukaryota, Metazoa, Mollusca, Gastropoda, Physidae. Gene Ontology annotation, biological process: translation.